This is a messenger RNA of Polypterus senegalus (gray bichir), 3649 nucleotides long. Its product is annotated as zinc finger protein 665-like. The coding region runs from base 233 to 3373 and encodes 1046 amino acids. Gene Ontology annotation, molecular function: DNA-binding transcription factor activity, RNA polymerase II-specific; RNA polymerase II cis-regulatory region sequence-specific DNA binding. Gene Ontology annotation, biological process: regulation of transcription by RNA polymerase II. The transcript is spliced from 5 exons. The record is from RefSeq and is a predicted model, not a curated record. Lineage: Eukaryota; Metazoa; Chordata; Cladistia; Polypteriformes; Polypteridae. Gene Ontology annotation, cellular component: PcG protein complex; transcription regulator complex.
UUGUUUGGUUACGUCGCCGACCCGGCUUGUCAUACGAGACAACAAAGAGAAAAAGCGAGCAGUAGAAGAAAAGAAAGUGUCGAUAGAAAGGAACCCCCUUCCCAGUUCUCCAGACCAUGCAGUGAGGUGUCUAACAGUCUCCGGGCUGGGGCUGUCCAUGUGAGAAGUGGAUCUUAGAUGGAAAAAAAAUAAAAGGCAAACGCUUAGGUUAGAGAAGAGUUUAACACAGAGCAUGGCCUCAGCCAAAGAUGACAGCACGGAUGGAAGACUGGCACAUGAGAAACAGCAGGAUUGUGCCUCGGGGGACGUGUGCGUGAAGCUGGAGGACUGCGAAGGAAGAAUUUCAGUCUUCAAAGAGGAGGAGUGCAAGGGGGGGUUUGUUGAAGUUAAAGUUGAGAAUUGGGAAGAUUUCUCGGGUUGUCUUGAAACACAAAACCUUGAAAAUAUCUCUGUCUUCAAACAAGAGGUUUUGGAAGAAUCGCAUUCCAGUUUACAGCCCCGGCUCACUAACACUGAACAACUGGCUACCCCGCAGCAUUAUGCGGGAAUGAAAAGCGAGUUUUUGGAAUUUGAGGAGAAAAUCACUGAAGGAAACGGCACAGAAUCUGAAGAGCAGCCGUCAUCUAGGAGUGUUGGAAUAAAUUUUCAGAACUGCGACUUCUCUAUGUCUUCAUUUGCUCAGCCCUUUCUUCAGUGCAGUCUGCAACACAAACAGAACAAAGAGAAGACAAAGAAAUCAACAAGAGGAUCAGAGAAAUUGACCCCUGUUUCUUUCCAGGGCAGUUCACUACCUUCUGACAAACUGACACAAACAGAAUUGAUCAAAACUGACCAACAACACGACUACAAUACAGAUAAAGAGGCUUCGCGUGCCAGUGGACAGUGUGAAAGAACUUUAAAAAACAAAUUUGACUGCAAAGAGAAGUCGCUUCAUAUAAUUCAGAAGCCGUAUGCCUGCUCUGAAUGUGGAAAACUGUUUCCACGCAGAAACAGUCUUCAAGCACAUAAAAGAAUUCACACUGGAGAAAAGCCCCACCGCUGUCCAGAGUGUGGCAAGCAAUUCCCCCGCAACCGUGAUCUCCAGCGGCACGCACGUGUUCAUACUGGAGAGAAGCCAUACAGCUGUGCCGAAUGUGGGAAAAGAUUUUCACAAAACAGCAACCUUCAUAACCAUUUAAAAAUUCACACUGGAGACAAACCUUAUUGCUGUUCUGAAUGUGGUAAAGGAUUCUCGAUUUUAAGUCAUUUACGUAGCCACUCGAGAAUUCACAGUGGAGAGAAGUCUUACUGCUGUAGCGACUGUGGCAAGUGGUUCAUGCAAGGCAGCAGCCUGCGGAGACACAUCAGAAUUCACACUGGGGAGAAACCUUACUGUUGUUCAGAAUGUGGCAAACAAUUUGCGGAAAGUAGUGCACUUCAGAGACACAGACGAAUUCACACCGGAGAGAAGCCCUAUGUCUGUUCUGAGUGUGGGAAAGGAUUCACAGACAGUAGCAAUCUUCGGCAGCAUGCCCAAAUUCAUCCUGGGGAGAAGCCAUAUUGUUGUCCUGAAUGUGGUAAACGUUUCACUGAUAGCAGCGCUCUUCAGAGCCACACAAGGUUUCAUACGGGAGAAAAGACAAAUCGCUGUUCAGAAUGCGGCAAACAAUUUACUAAACGUGGCAAUCUCCAAAGACAUAUGCGUGUACAUACUGGAGAAAGACCGUGUUCUUGCUCUGAAUGUGGCAAGCAAUUUUUUGACAGCAGCACUCUUCGGCAGCAUAUAAGAAUACAUACAGGAGAGAAACCCUAUUGCUGUUCUGAAUGUGGCAAACGAUUCUCAUGCAGGAGCUCUCUUCGGAAACAUAGACGACUUCAUAGAAGCGUUUUUACCCGGAGCAUGGCCGCAUCCAAAGAGGACAACGAGAACAAAACACUCGAGCACAUUAAGCAAGAGGACUGUGAGUGGAGUGCCCCCAGCGCUUUUUGUGUGAAGCAGGAGGAUGACGAGAGACCGAUUUCGGCCUUUAAAGAGGAGGAGCCCCAUGGUUGGGAGACUGCGGACAUUAAAAUGGAGGCUUGUACAGACUUCUCCAUUACUCUUGAACAGCAAAAGCAGGAAGUUGGGAAUAUUUUCAAGCAAGAAACUUCAGAGGAAUCUCAUUCCAGUGUACAGCCUGGGGUCACUAAUCCGGGACACUUGGCUACAAAUCAGAAUUUUGCGGAAGUGAAAUCGGAGGCAACUGAAGAGAAAAUCAGUGAAGGAAAUGGGAUAGAAGAAGAAGAAGAACAGAAGCCACUUAGGAGUGUGGGAAUAAAUUUACAGGAGGAAGGUGGCUUCUCCAAAUCUUCGAUUGAUCAAACAUCCCUUCAGUGCAGACAGCAACACAAACUGGAGGACAAAGAGAAGAUGAAGAAGUCAACAAGAGAAUCAGACAAUUUGAUAGCAGCCUCCUUGCAGAGCAAUUUAUUCCCAGUUGUCAGACUAAGAAGGAUAGAAGCUAGCCACACUUAUCAUCAACAAGGGGAUAAGACAGAUCAAAAGGCUUUGUAUGCGGGACAAGAGUGCCGAAAAACCUUCAAUAAGAAAUCUGAAAGCAAGAAUCAUAAGUCAGGUCGUUCAAGAUCAAAGCCAUAUGGCUGUCCUGAAUGUGCCAAACGAUUCUCUUUCAGUAGCAGUCUCCAGAGGCAUAUAAGAAUUCACACUGGAGAAAGGCCAUAUUGCUGUUCUGAAUGCGGCAAACGAUUCACCGCCAUUAGCAUUCUUCAGAAGCACACACCAAUUCAUACUGGAGAGAAGCCAUAUCGCUGUUCUGAAUGUGGUAAGAAAUUCUCCACCAGCAGUAGUCUUCGACAGCACACAAGAAUACACACUGGGGAGAGGCCAUUUUGCUGUUCUGAAUGUGGCAAAAGAUUCACUAACAGCAGUGCCCUUCAGAGCCAUGGAAGAAUUCAUACAGGGGAAAAGCCAUAUUGCUGCUCAGAAUGUGGCAAGCGAUUCUCCAAAUUCAGUAGUCUUCGGCAGCACACACAAAUUCAUACUGGAGAGAAGCCAUAUUGCUGUUCUGAAUGUGGCAAACGAUUUCUCCAUAACUGUAGUUUUCAAAGGCAUAUGAGAAUCCACACAGGAGAAAAGCCAUAUGGCUGUGCUGAAUGUGGCAAAAAAUUCAUCGAUAAUAGUGGUCUGCAGCAGCACAGAAGUAUUCAUAGUGGAGAAAAGCCAUAUGUUUGUCCUGAAUGUGGCAAAAGAUUCCACCUUAACACCAAACUUCAGAGCCACUUAAGAAUCCACACAGGAGAGAAGCCAUAUUGCUGCUCUAAAUGUGACAAACGUUUCACCCAUAGCAAUAGUCUUCAGAAUCACAUGAAACAUCACUCUGUUCAGAAGUCGUGAUGGUGGCAGAUGUACCUAUAUUAGCAGUCAUUUUAAUCAUUCUAAAAAUCGCAGUUGGAGAUUUGUUCUUCUAAAUGUGGGAAAGGAUUUUCACUUUUACUUAAUUUUUAUUGACACUUAAGAAUCCAGGGCGGCGCAGUGGUAGCACUGCUGCCUUGCAGUAAGGAGGUGGUGGGUUUCGCUCUCUGUGUGGAGAGCACUCUAUAAAUGUAAAGAAUUACAGGUAAAAUUCCUUUACAACGAAUAUCUUUACAUCGAAAUUUUCAUUACAAUGAA